Aethina tumida (small hive beetle) is the source of this 1047-nucleotide messenger RNA. RefSeq names its product very-long-chain (3R)-3-hydroxyacyl-CoA dehydratase hpo-8 (gene Hacd1). Gene Ontology annotation, biological process: very long-chain fatty acid biosynthetic process; fatty acid elongation; sphingolipid biosynthetic process. Bases 191 to 880 code for a protein of 229 amino acids. The record is from RefSeq and is a predicted model, not a curated record. Gene Ontology annotation, molecular function: 3-hydroxyacyl-CoA dehydratase activity. Lineage: Eukaryota; Metazoa; Arthropoda; Insecta; Coleoptera; Nitidulidae. The transcript is spliced from 4 exons. Gene Ontology annotation, cellular component: endoplasmic reticulum membrane.
UAGUUGCGGUAGGUUUCACUUGAGUGGGGAACUAACGUCGUGCGUGGAAGCGACAAAAAUGUUCUGCUAACUGUUUUCUAGACAGGUUAUCUGGUGGAAUUUUUAGGAUUAGUAGCUCUGACAAACUAGUGUAUUUAAUAGUGCACAAAUCUGUUUAGAAUAAGUGGGCUUAAAAAAUAAAUAGUAGAGUAUGGCUAAGGCAAAACAAGAAAAAAGGACUCAUUCAUCAGGUGUUACAAACUAUUUGAUAGGCUAUAAUGGUAUACAAACUGUAGGUUGGAGCUACCUUCUGUACCUGAUCAUCCUUUAUUACAUUUACCCGACUUCCGUCUCGUUAUACGAGACAGUUAAGUGGACGGUGAUAAUCUUCCAGAAUGCUGCCGUCCUCGAAGUGGUCCACGCACAAAUGGGCAUCGUGCCCUCGAAUCCGGCCGUUACGGCGUUCCAGGUGGCGUCCAGGGUGAUGGUGGUGUGCGGGGUGCUGAUGGCCACUCAAGCGGCCAGAGACACCAUCGGCUUGCCGCUGGCUCUGAUCGCCUGGUCAAUCACCGAAGUCAUCAGAUACGGAAAUUACACGUUGUCGUUGAUGAACUGUGUGCCAUACAUUGUCAAGUGGUUAAGAUAUACAACAUUUUAUCCAUUAUACCCAAUUGGAGUCACUGGCGAACUGCUUUGUAUAUUCGCUGCAUCACAGGAAGUAGGCGACAAUCAGAUGUGGUCGUUCAAGUUGCCAAACCAAAUUAACAUGAUAUUUAAUUAUCAAUACUUCUUAUGGUUUACAAUGUUCUUGUAUAUUCCAUUAUUCCCACAAAUGUAUAUGCACAUGAUCAACCAAAGGAAAAAAGUUUUAGGAAGAGUGACAAGUAAAAAGGAAAAUUAAAGUAUUUUCACAAAGAUUCUCACACAAGUCUAAUAAUUGCAUCUCACAUGUUAUGUGACUAGCACAUUAUAAUAGAAGUCAGUUUUAUAAAUUGUUAUAUUUAUUGUAUUGUUUUGGUAUUGGUAUUUUUUACAUAAGGCAAUAAAUGUUUAAUUAUAUAAACUGAA